CCUUUACUACUAAGUAAGCUUUUUGAGCUUUGUUGAUGUCCAGUGAAAGAAUCCAGGAGUCAUGAAUUCGUCGUGCUAAACUACUCUGUAAUUUUCUCGCUUGAGAGUUCAAUUAUGGAGUCAGUGAAGGCGAUGCUACCCAAAGAGGGAAAUUAGGAGAGUAAAACUCGAGAACGGAUCCAUUUAUUUGGAUUUGUUUUUAAUCUUUACACGAUCAAUAUUUCUGGACGGCGACUUUUCAGAUUUACGUGCAACAAUAUGGUGGAUUGCAUUUCACAUUUUUUUCGUCAUCUGCUUUGAAGGACAAUCACAUAGUUUUCUCAAGUUUUGGGACUCCCGUUAAUUUUUUAAUGUGGAUUCAUUAUUCAUUGUGAUCUGUUUCAGCCUCAAUCGGUCCAAUUUCAUCAGCAUUUCUGCCUCAGGAAAGGACCGUGUGAAAAUUACAAGAAGGAAUGCGUGUAGAAAUCAAACCAUGAGUUUAAAAUGAAAUGUUUUGAAUUCUGUUCGUCUAGAAGAUGCUGAAUGACAAUCUAAGAGAGAGAAGAUAUUGAAAAAACCCUUCUUGAAUCAGCUACCAGCCACUGCAGUUACUGCCAUUGCUGCUUUCCAGGAGGCCGCCCUGUUAUCAGAGGAUUGGAACCUCCUGUAGGUUUCAGAAAGCCGUAAACUGUAUAGAUCGAAGCAUGGUUUUUACUCGCACAUCACUAUUUCAUUGUAAAUAUAAUUCUUAAAAUACCGUUUUGCUGUUGUCAGUACCAUCACCUACUGUCAAAAUCCAUCCUAACCCAAUUUAGCGUGGAAAAGCUGCUUCAGGGAUUGUCUCAUCACAGGUUCAAGGUUCAAGAAGAUAGAGAGAGAGAGAGGGGGAAGAGAGAAAGUAACAUAUCAACUUUGGGAGAGGGGAUCGAGAGGCAGAAAGAGAAGUAGUAAGAAGAAAGAAUUGCUUGAACUUGAGGGGUAAAACAGUCCGAAAUGGGGGUACUGUUGAGUUCCCAGAAACACCGUUUUCAUUACUUUGACGUCACAGUCGAUACUGGUGAUCGCAAGGGAUCUGGUACGGAUUCUCACAUCUACAUCGCACUACAUGACGUCGAUGAAAACAGGUCAAUCGACAUCGAACUCAAUCACACACUCCAGGACAACUUUCAACGGGGUUCAACAGAUCACUUUCGGAUAUCUUCUGGAGUCAAAUCGCUUGCCGAUCUCAAAUUCAUCGAGAUUUGGCGCGACACCACCGGGCUCUUCGAUGACUGGUGCUGCGAAAUCAUCACCGUGGUGGACCUCAGGACCAAGAAAAAAUACAUCUUCCCCGUUCAUCGAUGGAUCCUGCCUCAUAAAAUCUUCCAUCUUCAGCAGUACGACAUGGUUCUACCACAGGACGAUGAGAAAGCCGCUCAGCGUAGGGACGAGUUGGAAAUCAGGAAGCGACUUUAUCAGCUUGCUUAUGUUGGAGACCUUCAAAUACCAAGGAUUAAAGACUUUCCGAGUGACGAGGCUUUCUCUGAAGAUUACAAGUGGGACAUUCGAAGCAUCGCUCUCAAAGUCGGGAUCGCAGCAAAAAUCCGAGAAUUCACGACCGAACGAUUUCAAUCCUUGGACGACGUGGAGGACCUCUAUUAUCCACCGAUUCUUCCUAAACCAUGGGCGGUUAACAAUUGGAGGUGUGACAAAGAGUUCGGGUAUAACCGAAUGAAUGGAUGCAACCCGAGUCAUAUCCGACUUUGCAGCCAAAUACCAAAUAGCUUUGCAGUCAGUGAAGACGAUCUAAAGCCAAUACUUGAAGGUCUGACUAUCGAGGAAACGAUAGACAGAAAACGACUUUUUAUCAUCAAUUUCGAGUUCUUACGUGAUUUACCUUGCCAGGAAGGAGCAAAAAUGUGUGCGCCGAAAGCUUUAUUUUUCGUGAACAACGAGAAAUAUCUUAUUCCAGUCGCCAUUCAACUCUUCCCAGAUCCAGCAGAUGAUAAUCCAGUUUUCUACCCUUCUGAUCCGGAAUACACAUGGCUUCUUGCAAAAAUGUAUUUCUGCAACGCCGACGCGAGUGUGCAUCAGGCAGCGUCACAUUUUGGAAUGACGCAUGUCGUAAUGGAGUCCGCUGCCAUAGCAACGCAUCAUUGUUUGUCGCCAUCUCAUCCUAUAUUUCGUCUUCUGGCUCCUCACUUUCUCAACAUCAUCGCAAUCAACAACAAAGGUCUAGACCUCCUCAUGGGUAAGGGUAGCAUAUCGGACACACUAAUGGUUACAGGGAGUGUAGGAGUAUCUGAAAUCAUCAACCGAACCUGGAAAGAAUGGCGUCUUGACCAGCAAGGUUCGUUCUUAAAAGACUUGGAGGAUAGGGGUGUGGAUGACCCGGAUGUGCUUCCUAAUUAUCACUACCGGGACGACGCCCUUCUCAUCCACAAUGCCAUUCGAGAGUAUGCGAGGACAAUCAUCGAGUGUUUCUAUGAUUCACCGGCUAAGAUCGAGGGAGACCAUGAGCUUCAAGAAUGGGGAAGAUUUCUUUCUGGUACGAGCUCAAAGAUGGGAGAAAUCACCGUUAAAAUGAAGGGCGUCCCCAACGAUGGGAACUUUCGAUCAGCGGAAGAUGUUUCAGAAGUCGUGACGGGUUUCAUCUUCAUCUGCAGCGUCACCCACGCAGCCGUUAACUUCGGAAUAUAUGAUCAAUACGCUUUCCCGCCAAGUUAUCCUGGCUGGCUUCAUGGGGAUCCUCCCACGUCAAAGGAACCCGUGAGUGAACAAGACGUGUUCUCUCAGCUCCCAACCAAACAAGACAUUGUUCACUGGAUGACCGUCGCUAAGGUUUUAAGUGAGCGAGGUACCAAACCUCUAGGUGACUUCGAACUACAGUACAUCUACCAUCCUGUUGGACUAGAGGCGUUGAACAAGUUCCGAAAAGACUUGGAGAGAGCAGGAGAUAUUAUUGAUGAGAGGAACAGAACAAGAGAGACUCCAUAUACUUAUCUCCAUCCCAAACAAGUUCCCAACUCAAUCAGCAUUUAGAAUGAACAGAACAAGAGAGACUCCAUAUACUUAUCUGCAUCCCGAACAAGUUCCCAACUCAAUCAGCAUUUAGGCGAGGCAUUCUGGUUUAACUCCAUACACUUAUCUCCAUCCCAAACAAGUUCCCAACUCAAUCAGCAUUUAGGCGAGGCAUUCUGGUUUAUAGCCGUUUCGUCUACAACCAGUUCGUCUACUUCCCAAUUGGUCUAUUCCCAUAUGGUCUACACCCAGCCGGUUUACUACCCAUAUAGUUUAAUAAUCAUUAUGAUACAUUAAUGAUUUUUGUUAAAAGCAUUGUAUAGAUAUUCUCAGAUUCUUCUUUAUUCAAUUUCAAAACUGUAAUAUCAAAUAACAAGAAUGUAAGGUGGGUCAACAAAAAGAAGGAGAAGGGGGUGACAACCCAAGAGUUCAGUUUUAUAUCGCCUUACAACAAGAUGACAUGGGUAAAAUUCUCGCGGAAGGGAUUCGUCUCCCACGAUUGGGACAGGGGAAGAUUGUAUUGAAUACUUGAUAACUUAUGAUUUGUUAUUCUUGAUAUUGAUAUCAACAACAAUUUGUUGGUCUUGUAUUAUGCCGAUAAAAUCACUCAGAACCGAUUUUCUUUUUUUUUUUAAUAAAAAAGGACUCCCCCCAAAAAAACAACAACAACAACAACAACAACAACAACGAUGACCCACUAACUUGUUUUGCUUUGUCAUAGAAUUCCAGAGAUUAUGCCUGAUAAUAAAGACUCUGAUUUUUUACAACGAUA
Strongylocentrotus purpuratus (purple sea urchin) is the source of this 3751-nucleotide messenger RNA. RefSeq names its product allene oxide synthase-lipoxygenase protein. The transcript has 13 exons. Gene Ontology annotation, molecular function: metal ion binding; oxidoreductase activity, acting on single donors with incorporation of molecular oxygen, incorporation of two atoms of oxygen; protein binding. The record is from RefSeq and is a predicted model, not a curated record. NCBI's taxonomy places the organism in Eukaryota, Metazoa, Echinodermata, Echinoidea, Camarodonta, Strongylocentrotidae. The coding region runs from base 973 to 3000 and encodes 675 amino acids. Gene Ontology annotation, biological process: lipoxygenase pathway; arachidonate metabolic process; lipid oxidation.